AAGUGACGUCAGCAUGUCCCCAACGCAGAGGCGGUGACACUGACAGCGGAUGUAAAACAUUCACCUGUUCAUCGGAUACAUGAUUUUCAGCGAAUCUAUUAUAGUUAUUUACGAAUAGGAAACGUACCGUUGUUGAACUACUGCAAGCAAACAUGUGGCUGCAUGUUAGGCUAUCAGAAAUAUGCCUUUUUGUACAGGCUAUGUUUAUUUUAGCGUGCUGUUUCAGUGAUAUGGAAUCGGGGCCUAUCGCGACGAGUGGCUCUGUUCAACCAAACGGAGAUCGUUUCAAAAUCGAGGGUCGGGCAAUCGUUCCAGGGGUGAAAACUCAAGACUGGAUUUCGUCAGCCCGAGUCACGGUAGAGGGAGAGGAGUAUAUAGGUUUCUUGAGAACUGAUGGAAGUUUUGUCGUUAAUGAUGUUCCUUCGGGAUCCUACGUUGUGGAAGUGAUCUCACCUGGAUACAAAUUUGAAGCAGUCCGUGUGGACAUCACGUCUAAGGGGAAAAUGAGGGCCCGCCUGGUGAACUUCAUCAAGACGUCUGAGGUGAUCCGUCAGCCGUACCCGCUCCAGCUGAGGUCUUCUGGGCCACACACCUACUUCAUGAAGAGAGAGACCUGGGGGUGGACUGACUUCCUCAUGAAUCCCAUGGUCAUGAUGAUGGUCCUUCCUCUGCUGAUUAUCGUCUUGCUACCUAAGGUUGUCAAUACCAACGACCCUGAGAUGAGGAAGGAAAUGGAGCAGUCAAUGAACAUGCUGAACCCCAACCCUGAGCUACCUGACGUGUCUGAGUUCAUGACCAAGCUGUUCUCCGGGUCCAAGAGCUCCAGCAGCAAGGCUGUAGGUGGCAGCAAGGCUAGUGGCCGCCCAGCAGUCAAGAGGAGGUAGUACCAGAACAUUACAUGUACCCCGGGCCCACCAGGCCUGAGGAACCACUGUAACUGGUCAUGCCAUGGAAAUUAUAAUACGAUUUUUAAAAAGAGCUUUUUCAUUCGUCUGUACAAUUGUUUUUUGAGCAGGGGUUUUCCCUCGUCUGAAAUACAAGUCUGUAAGUGAAAUGACUGAGGAUAUCACAAGGCUUGAGAGAUGGAUGUUUAUAUAUUUUUUUUGCACUGGUAACUUCAACUCGAUAUAAAAGAAAGAUUUUACUCUUCAUUUGAUGUUUUGCGUUGUACCUGUGAGUGACGUUAUGCCUGCUUCUUGGUCCCUUCAUUAUACUCCUUAUGGUUUAACCCUGGUCUCCUUGGGUAAAUGGGAUAAUAAGUCUCUAACAAGCCUCGUGUGUAUGUGUACUACUUUACUGCAACAUCAGUCCUAUGUCAAUUCUAAUUCUUCCACUACUUGAAUGAGAGCUUAUAUCACAUUUUCUGAGAUGUUCUUCUUUUUUUCUGAGUUAGGGCCGAGGUAAUAUGACUGUGAAUGGACUGUACAAUGGAUUGCAUUUUAAUUAUUAAACAGACUUAUUUAAAUACCAACGUAAAAUAAAAUGUAGCUGGUGAAACUGUC
Molecule: messenger RNA, 1502 nt
Organism: Salmo salar (Atlantic salmon)
Lineage: Eukaryota; Metazoa; Chordata; Actinopteri; Salmoniformes; Salmonidae
Gene: emc7b
Product: ER membrane protein complex subunit 7b
Cellular component (GO): EMC complex
Molecular function (GO): carbohydrate binding
Source: RefSeq, a predicted model, not a curated record